Molecule: messenger RNA, 1034 nt
Organism: Colletotrichum scovillei
Lineage: Eukaryota; Fungi; Ascomycota; Sordariomycetes; Glomerellales; Glomerellaceae
Exons: 2
Coding region: 241-837 (198 amino acids)
Source: RefSeq, a predicted model, not a curated record
UAUUUCUGUGGGAACGAGCCUCACCGAGGCAAUGACAUCGCGUGGCUCAAGCGAUCCCUAGGCAACAAAGAAAUCUUGAGACAUUGUGUUGGGGUCCGUAGCGCAUGCUGUUGCUGCCUGGUUGUGCAUGGAGCUGUCCAACAGGAUCAAAAGCUCUCAGCUUCGGCAUUGAAGACUCACAUCAGCUGUUUUGCAAACGGUUACCUCCAAACACUCAAAAACACCGACAAUCAUCCUAGAAUGUCUUCCUCUUAUACUGGCAAUGUCCCGCCCCCUCCGCCCCAGCCGCUCGUCGCGAAGGCUUCAACUCCGCCCCCGGCCCCACCGCCGCCAACCGUGCCCCCGACAGGUCCCCCUGGAGCUUUCUUGGUCGAAUUACUGAUUUACAAUGGCUCACCAUUCAAAGACCACUGGGCGUACUUCGUGCGUUCUCAUACCGAAGUUGAUGUUGGAGUCAAGAUUCAUGCGACCGGUGAUGUGCGUAAUGGCUUCAAAUUCGAGGUCAAACGCAGUCAUGACCUCACAAACACUUCAGAUAUCCCUACAAAGAGAGUCCCGCUGCAGUGGGUCGAUGCUCAGCACUUUGACGAAGACGUGAUGCUCAACUGGGGAGUGGAAGAGAUUGAUGAGAGGCCUGUUUGCGGGUUCGAGGCCAGUGCAUACAAGGCAAAGGCUCCCGAGAAGACUUUGAAUGCAGCCGAAGACAAAGAUUCAUCUGGCAAAAAGGUCAUCCUCAAGGACUGCCAAACAUGGUUGGUGGAGGCAGCGGGCUACCUUGUUGAAGAUCGCAUGUUCAGUCCUGAAGUUUCUAUUUACCUGCACGCGAUUAAGCAGUGAGUCUUAGGUGAUCUCUCGAGGUUCCCAGAUUUAGAGGUAUUCAAGCUUUCUUUCAGCUCCGAGGUCACUGACUCAGACAAGACCCGACUCUGACUUUGAGUGUGGGAAACAAGGUCGGACUUAAGUUCACAGAGCAGCGAGCUUAAGUCCAUGUCAGCUUGCAGACCGGGUUUAACAGAUAUAAGAAUGCAGACUCC